AUGCACGAAGACUUCCAGACCACCACUCUAGCACACCCUGAGAUCGACUACGGCGUCGGAGUCGUCCAGCCUUCUGAGCCGUUCCCACUGGGCUCGAACAUACAAGUGGUCAACCUCCCUGCCGAUGGAUACGACGCUCCAGCAGGCCUUCCAGCCACCGUCUCGGGCUGGGGCGACACCGCUCCAGGCUGGGGCAUGAACGACUCCAGCCCAGUGUACCUGCAGCGGGCGGACAUGCACGUCGUGGACCGUGACACCUUCCGUGAAAUGAUGGCCGACAUCUCGCCAGUGACGCUGGGCAUGGCGUGCGCUGGGGAACCCACCAUGGCCGCCUGCCAUGGGGAUUCGGGCAGUCCCCUCGUCUACGGGGACACUCAGAUCGGCAUCGUGUCCUGGAGUCGGCCGGACUGCAUCAGUGCCACUGCAGUCUACGCCAACGUGGGCACUUUCUGA
This is a messenger RNA of Schistocerca nitens (vagrant locust), 453 nucleotides long. RefSeq lists its product as uncharacterized. The transcript is spliced from 2 exons. Gene Ontology annotation, biological process: proteolysis. The coding region runs from base 1 to 453 and encodes 150 amino acids. Gene Ontology annotation, molecular function: serine-type endopeptidase activity. The record is from RefSeq and is a predicted model, not a curated record. Lineage: Eukaryota; Metazoa; Arthropoda; Insecta; Orthoptera; Acrididae.